Messenger RNA from Branchiostoma belcheri (Belcher's lancelet), 1428 nucleotides. Its product is annotated as angiopoietin-related protein 7-like. NCBI's taxonomy places the organism in Eukaryota, Metazoa, Chordata, Leptocardii, Amphioxiformes, Branchiostomatidae. The coding region runs from base 1 to 1428 and encodes 475 amino acids. The record is from RefSeq and is a predicted model, not a curated record. The transcript has 7 exons.
AUGAGUACGGCAGUGCUUCUGACUCUCCUCGCGCUCCUGCAUCGCGGAGCUGCAGCGAACGUGAAGAACCUCCCCGAGAUCCUCCAGCAGGAGACAGCGGCGGGAGGGAAGGAAGUUACCGGGCAGAUAACACUGCACUGUCCGGCCCAGCCCGCCCCGUCCUGCCCGGCUCUGGACCAGCUCCUGUUGUACCUGAGCGCACAGGACAGCCUGGGGGAACAGCUGGGACAGCUGAAGAACAGGACAGACAGCCUGGAUGAACAGCUCCAACAACUUGCUCAGGAGCUGGCUGAAGUAAGUACUCCCUUUGAGGAAGUAGAAUUGAUGAAUGACUUUGGCCAAAGCUUACGAAACACAUUUGGAAUCAAGUCUCAGGUUGACGCUGACCUGAAUGCCACCGUGGAGGCUCUUCAGGCGACAGUCAGCAGUCAGGACAACAUCAUCCAGCAGCAGGCUGCAGCCUUACAGCAGCUGCAGGGAAAUCUGCAGCAAAUGGAGACAACCAAUCAGCAACAAGCGACUACCAAUCAGCAACAAGCUAGCAGCCUGCAGCAACUGGAGACGACCAAUCAGCAACAAGCCAGCAGCCUGCAGCAACUGGAGGCAACCCUGCAGCAGCAGGCCGCAACCUUGCAGCAGCAGGCCGCAACCUUACAGCAGCAAGACGCAACCCUGCAGCAACUAGAGGCCACCAAUCAGCAACAGGAAGCAACCUUGCAGGAACAAGGAGCAACUUUACUACAAUGCACCACAGAGCUGCAGCAGCUGGAAGACAAGGUGACUGGCCCUCAGACCUGCAUGGACCUACUCAACAGCGGCCACAACACGAGUGGAGUCUACACCAUCUAUCCAGCCGGAGAAGUCACAAGUCCCAUCCGCGUCUACUGUGACAUGGACACCGACGGGGGAGGGUGGACGGUGUUCCAGAGGCGGAAGGACGGUUCGGUAGAUUUCUUCCUGGACUGGCAGAACUACAAGGCGGGGUUCGGGGACUUGGGAGGAGAAUUCUGGCUUGGCAAUGACAACCUUCACCGCCUGACGGCACAGGGUGGGCACGAGCUGAGGGUGGACCUGGAAGACUUCGAGGGGAACUCGACCUUCGCCAAAUACAGCAACUUCGGUGUGGAGGACGAAGGGCACAAGUACAAGCUGACUGUGGGGGGAUACUCGGGAACUGCAGGUGAUAGCAUGGCCUUCCAUGCGUCGAUGUUCUUCACAACCAAGGACAGGGAUAAUGACGUGGGAAAUGCCAACUGUGCCCAGCGAUACAAGGGAGCCUGGUGGUACUAUAGCUGUCAUAGGGCCAACCUGAACGGCCUGUACCACGGUGGGGCUCACGAGUCUUACGCGGAUGGGGUGAACUGGAGAUACUGGAGGGGCAACCACUAUUCUCUCAAACACACUGAGAUGAAGAUCAGACCUCGUUAA